Molecule: messenger RNA, 2156 nt
Organism: Xenia sp. Carnegie-2017
Lineage: Eukaryota; Metazoa; Cnidaria; Anthozoa; Malacalcyonacea; Xeniidae
Product: monocarboxylate transporter 13-like
Exons: 4
Coding region: 614-1864 (416 amino acids)
Biological process (GO): transmembrane transport
Molecular function (GO): transmembrane transporter activity
Source: RefSeq, a predicted model, not a curated record
ACCAUAAAUCUCCGCUUCAAACUUGAUAGACAAGCUCACAAUUUUAAGCCGAAGUGACUAUUUCCAUCCGCUUUCAAUUUCUCGAUCGAUUUUUGAACAUAUUUCACAAUCCACACCGACGCCCACAGCACUCCAGCCCCUGUUUCUAAUGUGUGCAACCCGGCCAUGACUGCAAUUUAUUCCGAUUUCCGUGUGAUGCUUUUGGUGAAAAGGUAUGUACAGGUUAUCUGCUCUAUAUUCUAUAAGGUUGAAUUAUUGCUGAUGAUUUUGACAUCACAAAAUCGGAUUUUCCCAAAAUUUCUUCACGAGAACAAGCCAGCAUUGUCCGAAGACGUUUUCCAACGACGAAUCAGCCGACAACCUUGAAUUGCAAAAUCUGCAAUAUUAUACUUUCAACAGCGUUGACAAUUGCCAGAGGUGUAGGUGUGAGACACUUGAGAUUUUUCAUAUUCCGUCUGGCAAUUGAAAUUUGAUGCGUUAUAUGGGUUGCACGUGCCGCGAGUUUCCGAAAAGCGCUCUUGGUAUUCACAAUGAGUUCAGCCGAUCUUUGGAACUAUUUUGUAACGUUAGCAUUCGAUAUUAGCCAAUAUUUCGGCGAAAGUAAGAAGUGAACAUGGUGGAAGGCUUCGCGGAAUAUGAUUCCAAACGGAGUUGGUUGGUUUGCCUCGGAGCAAUGUUCGUGUUUGGCGUGUCAAUGGGCAUCAGUAAUUGUUUUGGAGUCUUGUUCAAUAGUUGGACUCACGAGUUUCGAGAAAGCCGUACCAAAAUAGCUUGGGUUGGUUCAUUUCAUUUCAUAUGGUACAUGCUUUUGAGUCCAGUCUGUGGUAUCCUUACUCGUCGCUAUUCGUUCCGUCUUGUCACGUUUUCAGGCAGCAUUGUGCUAUGCCUUGGCUUACUUGUAGCUUCCUUCGUGAAUGAUGUGGCAAUGUUCUACCUCACCUACAGCCUCAUUUUUGCCAGUGGAACAUGCCUCUUGUUUGCAUCAGCAAUCAUCGUGAUCGGGUUCUGUUUCAAGAAACAUUUUGCCUUAGCAUCAGGACUUGUUUUGGCGGCGAACGGUGGAUUCGUUAUGUGGUGCGGGCCUGUCUACGAAUACCUCAUACGAAAUCACGGUUGGAGAUCAACACUAAGGAUAUUCGUCCUUCUAUUGAUACCACUUGUAAUGGCCUGUCUCCUCUUUCCAGGCAAGAGGGAAAUAACUGGAAAUCGAGAUGCGGGGCAGGUCAAUGAGCCCGCGGUAGCUCCAGCAAGAUUGUUGCGAAAUAAAGGAUUUAUGACGUGGUUACUGAUCAUGUUUCUUGUUUAUAUUGGACUAUUUAUUCCGCAAGUUCAUCUGAUAUCUUUCUGCGAAGACCUUGGGAUUCCUUCCUUUGUGAGUGUCUAUAAUAUCACUAUAAUGUGUGCCACCGAGACAGCUUGCAAAAUAAUCGGUGGAAAGAUGAUCGAUGCAUUGAGUUGGAAUGUUCACACUUUCAACGUCUUUUCCAUACUCGCACUUGCUGUAUCCAUAACCCUUCUACCUCUUGCCAGUGCCAAGAUUCAUGUAUUUUUGUUUUCUGGUUUCUAUGGUUGCGGUUUGGGAAUUCAAAGCGUGUGUGUUAUCAACAUCACGCCUCAAUUGACACACCCAAAUGAUGCUAAGCAUGCUGUAACAUACCUCUUUGGAGCGCUCAGCAUACCUGGAGGAUUGGGGCCCGUUUUUGCAGCUUGGAUAUUUGAUGUAACGCGCUCUUAUGAUAUGGCGUUUUUCAUUGCUGGAGGUUUGUUCGCAUUGGCAGCAUGUCUUGCUGUCUUCAUUCAAUCGAUAGCUUUGGAAAACACUCGUGUCGCUCAAAUACUUUUGCAAGACGAAGAACAACCCUGAUUUGAAUAACGAUGGCCGGCUAAAUGUCUGUUUCUUGUGGUCGUUUGCGAACAAAUCGUGAACAAACCAUUUGCAACAUGCACACGUUGCAUUUUUGCGGCCAAAAACCGUCAUCAUAAAUGGGACGGUUUCGGAAUAUCACUCCACGGCUGGUUGGAUUGUUGCAUUUUAAACGAGCCUUCAACUGAGUCGAAAUACAAUAAGUCCAAUCUUUAAAUGCCAAAAUUUUCUUCAAACCAUCAAAUCAUUUAGAUGACGUAUGCAUCCAAAUAAAUGUAUUGUUGCUAGAAAA